Molecule: messenger RNA, 1177 nt
Organism: Entelurus aequoreus (snake pipefish)
Lineage: Eukaryota; Metazoa; Chordata; Actinopteri; Syngnathiformes; Syngnathidae
Exons: 2
Coding region: 530-1144 (204 amino acids)
Source: RefSeq, a predicted model, not a curated record
GAUUAGCCUCUAGAAUGGAACCUAGGUAGGUGACCUCAUCUUUCCUGGUGAGAACAACGUCACCCACUUUUAUAGUGAAGUCAUUGACUUUCUUAAGGUUGAUGUGGGACCCAAACAGGAUGGAUUCCGUUUUACCCAAGUGUAUGGAUAGCUUGUUGUCAGCGAGCCAGGUGCAAGUUCUACAGAGUUCAGCACUGAGGAUUUUCUCCACCUGUGACUUGUCCUUGCCGGAUACCAGCAGGGCCGAGUCAUCCGCAAACAAAAACAAUUCACAGUCGCAUGCCGAUGACAAGUCGUUUAUGUAUACCAGGAACAGUAAGGGCCCUAAUAUACUGCCUUGGGGGACUCCACAGCUCACUGAGAGGGGGGGGGACACGGUGCCGUUCACCUCUACCACCUGUUUCCUCCCCUCCAAGUAGGAUUGCAUCCAGCUCCAUGAGGUUUUGUUAAAUCCGAUUGCUCUGAGCUUAUCCAACAGUAUCUGUUAGUCUGUCUCUACCCCCCUUGCUGAAGCGACAUCUGGUGGUCCAUGUAUCCCAGAGUAAGCCUGUCUCCAGUUCUCCACUCUCUUCCCCUGACCCUACCCCUCUGGAAAACGGUGACCCAGUUUGGACCGUCAAGGAGAUCCUUGGGGUCCGUCGGCAAGGUAGGGGCCUGGUAUUUUUGGUACAUUGGGAGGGUUAUGGUCCAGAGGAUAGAUCCUGGGUGCCGGCCUCCUACCUUGCUGACCCCACCCUUCUGGAGGACUUCUAUCAGGUCAACCCUGGAGCUCUCCGGCGCUCGUCGAGAGCCUCGCAUAAGAGGGGGGGCACUGUUACGGCUCUCGCGCAGUCUGCUUCUCCCUCCUCGGCAGGAGCUCCUCGAAGCUACGCUGCAAGCACCGCAGGACACGCCCCCGCACGCGCCCCGCAGACCGCGGCCACGCGCCUCCACAGCCGGCGGCAAUCAUCAAUCAACGCACCUGGUCUUGACGAGAAGCAGCAGCAUAAAGGCUCACUCCACUGACUACUCCACGCCGGAACAAAGCCCUGAUUCAUACAUCCGUGUCUCCGCAGUGAGCCGUGCGCCUCACCUGCCGAUCUUCCCCCUGGACUCUGACUGCCUUCCUCGACCUCCGCAGUGGAUGGAAAGAGUGGAUGACUAAGAGUGUAUGAAUAAGAGUGUAUGAAUAAGAGUG